Molecule: messenger RNA, 2371 nt
Organism: Melanotaenia boesemani (Boeseman's rainbowfish)
Lineage: Eukaryota; Metazoa; Chordata; Actinopteri; Atheriniformes; Melanotaeniidae
Product: signal-transducing adaptor protein 1-like
Exons: 10
Coding region: 134-1327 (397 amino acids)
Biological process (GO): cell surface receptor protein tyrosine kinase signaling pathway; positive regulation of B cell receptor signaling pathway
Molecular function (GO): signaling adaptor activity; protein kinase binding
Source: RefSeq, a predicted model, not a curated record
CACAAGGAAGCAAAAAGGAAAAUUUUCCUGGGACUCAGUCUUACGGUGCUGCUGAGCAAACAGGAGAAAACAGAGCCAAAGCUGAAUCAAGGCAAACCAGAAGAAGGGCACGGAUUGUAUACAGUACUGGACAAUGUCUGUGCCUCCUAGAGUUGUUUACAAGAGGAGGCAGACAAUCACGGCUUUGCCUCUCUAUUACUCCGGACACCUUCUAAAAAAACGCCCCAAAGAGAAAGAUUUCAAGCGGUACUAUGGAGAGCUCAGAGGAGCAACACUGUUUCUGUACGAAGAUGACACUCAGGACACAUACACAGAAAGGUUGGACUUGGAGCACCUGAAAUCCAUGGAGUUAGAGUCCCCUUAUCAAAGGAAGGCCCCAACCCCAACCAUCUUCACCCUCAGCCUGCACACAGAGGAGUUGCAAUUAAAGAUGGACAAUGCUGACACUGGAGAGGAGUGGAGGGGCUACAUCCUUACUGUGGUCAAAAAGCAGAUUCCCAGUAAGCUGCAACUGCUGCCAGGCCAGCUGCAUAAGUUAAAUGAGGUUCUGUAUGAGGAGAAGAAAAGAAACCCCCAAACAUCUCGCCCAGCCCUCCCACCUCGACCACCCUUCCUACAGUCCUCAGGUUCAGCUGCCAGCUCCUCUUCAACGUCUGAAACCAAGUCAGCCUCUGUGAUGCCUGAAUGUUUUUUUGAUGUAACUCGAGAGGAGGCAAAGCUGAUGCUGGAGGAAAACCCAGAGAAUGGAAGCAUCAUCCUUCGCCCGUCCACCUUGGCCAACAACUAUGCGCUGACUCUCAGACAGCAGACAGACAGUGGGCCUGACAUAAAGCACUACAGGGUGACUGCCAUGAACUCAAGGUUUGUCAUUGAGCUGGAAACACCUGUAACGGUCUCCUCCUUGAAUGAUGUUCUUAAAUACUUCCUUGAGAAGACUGAGUAUCGUUUCCAUCCCUACAUUCCUUCCCAGCCCUAUGACACUCGCAUCGAAGUGUCGCCUCCUCCGAAGUGCAUCAGCAUCAACUCAUCUAAAGCAGUACCCAAGGCCCAAGUGGCACCUAUACUGCGGUCCAAAACUAAAGAGCAGCUUCUUCCACCUACACCCAAGCCUGUAGAGAGUGAAUAUGUGAUUCCUGAUGAAUGUCCUGAUGACCAGCACCAAAUGAAAGCCCAGUUGGACGGUGAGCUUCAAGAGGUUUUAAAAAUGCGAAGAGAAAACAUCUACAUUGAAGUUGGAAAGGACGGAGUCAACACCUACAAGAAUCAAACCCACGUGAAAUCCCAAAUAAACACAAUACCAUGGAAUACAGACAGUACUGAUGCAUAAACCUCACAACCUCAUCAAAUCUAAGGUUAAACUUGAACACACAGCUGAGAGAUUUUAUGUUUCCUGUGCAGACUGGUUUGCUGCUCCCGACAAAGCUGAAAUGUGUUGUAGUUAACUGUAAAAAAAAAAGUAAGUAAAACAUGAACAAUUUCACAAAAAAGUGAUAUGUAUUUACACAAAGCUUAGGUUUGUGAAUGAUUUAUGACUUACCACACUGCUUUGCUUGGUUAGUGAUAUAAAUUAACAGCCCAAGUUAUUUGAUCUGAAACCGAAAGUGCAAACAAUGACAAGUCAGAGAUUAAGUGAUUAUAGAAAAUUCUUAAGUGACUGUAAAUUUCACAAUAUCUGUAAUCCACAUGUGGUUAAUAAGACCCAGAAAGCCAAGACAAAUGAUCUGCACAUAAAUUUGAGGACAUAUUAAGGGUUCACCAAUGGAAUCUGGUUUUAUCCUGAAUAUUUGUAAUCACCUAAAUGUCUCAUUACAGUUCAGCCAAAGACGGGCUCUUAAAAUCAGAUCUGCUGAUGCUUCUUGAGUCUGUACAAAACAUUAUUUGGACAAUUUGGACACAGAAAAUGUUCAGCGUCAUGUUAUCUGCAUUCUUUCCUAUAGUACUAUAUUGUUUGUAUACCACUGCAUUAGAUCAGGCUCUCUAGAGGACUUUUUAUCUAAAUGACAUCACAGAUAAAAUGACUUGAUUAGUUACCCAAGAUGUAAAACACAUGGUUUUCUUUGUUUUUUCUUUUCACAAGUGUUUCCUGCUCUUUUGUUGAUGUUUUGUACCUCUGAUGUAUGCAGGAUAAAACACCAUCUCAGCCUCAGCAGCAACUUUCUGUAAAACAAUUUUUAAUUCACAGGCCAAAGGUUUAUCUGUAAGUGAUUGUGUCCAGCGGUCCACAGAUACCUCAACCCCAAAUCCUCACAUUUCUGAAAACAAUUUGCCAAAAAGUCAGAUUUUUUUUUUUUAAAUUACACAACUUCCAGUAUGUUUCCAGUUUCGUUUUCUGACUCACAGCUUGAAAAGGCUGCCAGACUUUCAGAUUUUG